AGCCCCUUGGUUUCGUCCCCAAAAACCAUGGGUGCUUCACUUUAAAAGCAACCCAUCCUUCAGAUUCACCAGCCAAAUCAACCCAAAAUCCCAGUCUUCGAUUUCAUCACAAAAAAAAAAACCCAAUCUUGAAGCGAUGAGCAGUGGAGCAGUAGCAGCAAGCAAAGCCUGGGUGGUGGCUGCAACAAUAGGAGCAGUGGAGGCAUUGAAAGACCAAGGGAUUUGCAGGUGGAACUACACUCUCAGGUCUCUUCAUCAACACGCCAAGAACAAUCUCAGAUCUUCUUCUUUCUUUUCUUCUUCUUCCUCACCUGUUGCUGGUGCUGUUUCGAAUAAGCUGAGAGAGGAAAGGAGGAGGAAAGCUGAGAGGAAUAUGAAGAAAGUCCUGGAAAUGAACUCUUGGGGCCCUACCACUGUUAGGUUUUAGGAUUAUUAGGAUUUUUCUUUUUGCCUGUUAUGUAUCAAAUGAUGAAAUGUGAAAAUUUUAAUCUAAAUUUGGAUUGUAAUUUGUUAAAACAUUCUUUUGUUUCGAUUUCCAAUAUAUUGAUUAUGUUUAGGGAAAA
Molecule: messenger RNA, 563 nt
Organism: Hibiscus syriacus
Lineage: Eukaryota; Viridiplantae; Streptophyta; Magnoliopsida; Malvales; Malvaceae
Exons: 1
Coding region: 137-427 (96 amino acids)
Source: RefSeq, a predicted model, not a curated record